GUGGGGGCGGGCGCGGCGUGGCGCAGCGCGGCGGGCGGAGCGGAGCGGCGCCGGCAGCAGCAGGAAUCGUCAUCCAUCACUAUGAAAAACAGCAUGCUGUGAACUUGCUUCAAGCCUUCUGCCUCAUCAGCUGUCCCUGACCAGCUGUGCUCUGAGCUUGCCUUUGGGGCCAUGGCCUUCAGCAGCUGGAAGCGGCUGCUGCUGUUGGGCAAGGCCUGCAGGAGGGGAGGCCCUGCUCUGUGCUGGAAGCGCUGCUGCCACUGGAGUGCUGGCAAGUCGCUGGACCCUGAGGUGAGAGCAUUUUUGGAAGAGAACACAGAGGUGACCAGCAGUGGGCACCUGACACCAGAGAUCCGGCUGCGCCUCCUCACCCCUCGCUGCAGGUUCUGGAGGGAAAAGCCCGACCUGUGGCCAUAUGGGGACCCGUUCUGGGCAAUUUACUGGCCAGGAGGCCAGGCCCUGUCCAGGUACAUUCUGGAUAAUCCAUGUGUUGUCAAAGGGCGAUCUGUUCUGGAUCUUGGAAGUGGAUGCGGAGCAACAGCAAUAGCUGCUGUGAUGAGUGGUGCAUCUCAAGUCCUUGCUAAUGACAUUGACCCCAUUGCAGGAAUGGCAAUGAGUUUGAACUGUGAACUGAACCACGUUACUCCCUUUCCCAUCACCAUUAAGAACAUCAUUAACUCAGAAGCUGGCAAGUGGGACCUCAUUGUUCUAGGAGAUAUGUUCUACGAUGAGCAACUUGCUGAUGAUCUUCAUCACUGGCUGAGGAAAUGCAUCAGGAUACAUGAAACUGAAGUGCUGAUCGGUGACCCUGGCAGGCAUCAGUUUUUAAGCCACAGCAUUCACAAUCAGUUGCGUAAAGUUAUAGAGUAUUCCCUUCCCGAGUAUACUAGACAAGAAAACAAUGGAUUAACAUCAAGUAUUGUCUGGAGUUAUCAGCCCUCAAAUAGCCUAGAAAGCUGUUAAAAGUGGCACUCUAAUGAACUUUGUCUCACGUGGCUGUUUCCUGAGUAUAUAAAAUGGGAAUUGAACGUGGAACACGUCUGUUGACACAAGGCAGGAUGUUCCUUCACCGUGCUUAUUCCAGCCAUGUUCAUUGAGGCUUUGGCUCUGUUCGAGGUAAAACUACACGCAAACUUUAUUCAGCAAGGCGUGCUGAAGUGCAAAUCCAAAGAUAAUUACACUUUGGAGUUUGCUUGCUUGAUGUUUUAAUCUGUGUUAAUCUCACUCUUUGACACCAUUGUGGAACAUUUUAGAUAUCCAGUACACCCCGUGAAGAGAGAAGACGGUUGUUGAGAGAUGACUGUGCUGCUUUCACACAGUUCCACAGCUUAUUUACAGAAAGGUGUGACAAUGAAAAAUGUAAAGAUGUAGGUUAUUGUGUUAUAUAUUUAAUUCCAAGUGCCUUACUUUUAUUUUUAUUUUUAUUUUUUUUGGUUAAUCUCUUCUGAAUGUCCAAGUAACUAAUUUGAGGCUCCCCCUUCCUUCUAAAAUAAUAAAAAAAAUAAAUGCUGCUCUACCUUGAAGCUGUCAAGAACGAUUAUUUAGGAAGUUGCAACUGAAUCUAAAACAUGCUGCUUGUGCUGUAGCCAAAGUA
This is a messenger RNA of Lagopus muta (rock ptarmigan), 1594 nucleotides long. It is a transcript of the gene ETFBKMT, whose product is annotated as electron transfer flavoprotein subunit beta lysine methyltransferase. The coding region runs from base 172 to 963 and encodes 263 amino acids. NCBI's taxonomy places the organism in Eukaryota, Metazoa, Chordata, Aves, Galliformes, Phasianidae. The record is from RefSeq and is a predicted model, not a curated record. Gene Ontology annotation, biological process: peptidyl-lysine trimethylation. Gene Ontology annotation, cellular component: mitochondrial matrix. The transcript has 4 exons. Gene Ontology annotation, molecular function: protein-lysine N-methyltransferase activity.